AUGGAGGGGAAGUACGUAACUACCGACAGCACCUGGCUUUUGAACCUGACGACGACUACUCAGGCCCCCAACGACUCCUUCAUAGGAUUACCGAGGGAAGGUCCCCCUUACUCUACCGCCCAGGCUAUCAUACUCGCUCUAGUGCUUGGAAGUAUUGUCAUAGGGACUGUGAUUGGAAACGUAUUAGUUUGCAUUGCGGUGUGCCUCGUGAGGAAACUUCGAAGGCCUUGCAACUACCUCCUGGUGAGCUUAGCUGUCAGUGACCUCUGCGUGGCUCUGCUAGUAAUGCCAGUAGCAUUGCUCUACGCGAUACUAGGAACUUGGCCUUUCGGAUCCAUCAUGUGCGACAUUUGGGUCAGUUUCGAUGUCCUUAGUUGCACAGCAAGCAUUCUAAAUCUCUGCGCGAUAUCCGUCGACCGGUACAAGGCCAUCACGAAGCCAUUGGAAUAUGGGGUGAAGAGAACACCACGUAGGAUGAUCGGAUGGGUAGCUCUUGUUUGGUGCAUGGCUGGCUGUAUCAGUUUAGUACCUCUGUUGAUAUUAGGCAAUGAGCAUUUUUCCACCAAAACUGGCGCAACCCUUUGUGCUGUUUGCGAAAACAGGUGGUACCAAUUUUACGCCACAAUGUGCAGCUUUUAUAUACCGACGGCCGUCAUGAUCUAUGUAUACUACAUGAUUUUUCGGGCAGCUCGCAAGAUAGUUUUAGAAGAAAGAAGAGCGCAGAGUCACUUGGAGGUGCAUAUUUACUUGGAUAUAGAACCGUCUCAGCAUCUUUCAGUACCAGUGAUAAAUCGUCAAUUAAAUUCGGAUGUACAAACCACGCAAACUGAUUCCCCUGGGAAACAGCAUAGAAGUUCAAGUGCUUCCACCACGCGAAGACCGCGGCUAGAUGCAACCCCGCAACUCACUCUCUGGGGUGGAAAUCUCGCUGGGGCGGACAGUUCUCUUAAGCGGAGAGAAAGUCAUUUACGGGAUUUUCGCCCUCCGGGACAUCUGAGCGAAAAGACACGACCACCAUACUAUACGAAGCAUCUCAGAAUGGUCCACGUUUAUGUUGGAAAUACCCAUUACAGACGUAGCCCGUCAAUACCAUUAGCAGAUCCUCUACUGGAAAUGGUCAUAACUGUCUCGAGUAUUAGGAACUUCGAUUUUCAUGCUGUCAAUGUUGGACCAGCACUCUAUAUCGGUACUGGCACAGUACCACCUCAAUAG
Belonocnema kinseyi is the source of this 1212-nucleotide messenger RNA. RefSeq names its product 5-hydroxytryptamine receptor 1-like. Gene Ontology annotation, cellular component: membrane. Gene Ontology annotation, biological process: adenylate cyclase-activating adrenergic receptor signaling pathway. The record is from RefSeq and is a predicted model, not a curated record. The transcript is spliced from 9 exons. The coding region runs from base 1 to 1212 and encodes 403 amino acids. NCBI's taxonomy places the organism in Eukaryota, Metazoa, Arthropoda, Insecta, Hymenoptera, Cynipidae. Gene Ontology annotation, molecular function: G protein-coupled amine receptor activity.